This is a messenger RNA of Neohortaea acidophila, 1973 nucleotides long. RefSeq names its product MFS drug transporter. Gene Ontology annotation, molecular function: transmembrane transporter activity. The record is from RefSeq and is a predicted model, not a curated record. The transcript has 3 exons. NCBI's taxonomy places the organism in Eukaryota, Fungi, Ascomycota, Dothideomycetes, Mycosphaerellales, Teratosphaeriaceae. The coding region runs from base 245 to 1957 and encodes 570 amino acids. Gene Ontology annotation, biological process: transmembrane transport.
GUGCAGAAUAGGUGGAGGAGAAGGAGAAGAGGCCGCGGAUGUUGGUCGUCGGCGUUCGGCGUUCGGGCCAGACGUGGGAUGACUCGACUCCACCAGCAAACCGCUCUUACACGACCUCGCGUUGUAACGGUGAUAACUUCUUUCCUCUCGACCUUGUCCAGCGUGUUUCUGUCCUUCAAGUCUUUUCGUCUCGUAUAUAUUGCUUUGCCCGUCUCAUUUGUACAUAUCUGUCCAUACCAGCACCAUGUCGAAAAUCGAAACUUCCACCGAAACCCAUAUCACCGAGGAAACUGAACCCCUCCCCGAACCACCGAGCCACGCACUCCAAGAACUGGAUAUCGAUGAGCCCAAUGCCCCCGUCCGCACCAAACUACGCACAUGGGCCAUCCUGCUCGCACUCUACCUCUCCCUCUUCGUCACCGCUCUCGACCAAACCAUCGUCGCCACCGCCAUCCCCGUCAUCACUUCCGACCUAGGCUCCGCAGCCGGCUACUUCUGGAUCGGCGGCGCCUUCCUGCUCGCCAAUGCCGCCGCCGCGCCUAUCUGGGCGAAAGUCUCCGAUAUUUUCGGCCGCAAACCCGUCCUGCUCGGUGCUGUGGCCUUGUUCGCUGUAGGCAGUACGCUCGCCGCCACGAGCGUGAGUAUGAGCAUGCUGAUUGCUGCGCGUGCUUUGCAAGGUACUGCGGGCGGGGGGAUUCUUCAGCUUGUUAGCAUUGUUAUUUCGGAUCUGUUUAGUAUGCGCUCGCGCACGCUGUAUUUUGGCCUUAUUGAGGUUACGUGGGCACUGGCUGGAGGCAUUGGACCGAUUGUUGGUGGUGCUUUCACCCAGUUGGUCAGCUGGCGGUGGUGCUUCUGGAUCAACCUGCCCAUUGCUGGCACGACCUUCAUCAUCCUGAUCUUCUUCCUGAAUGUACACAACCCGCGCACUCCCUUGCGAUCCGGACUCAGCGCCAUCGACUGGUACGGAACGGCAUCGAUCCUUGGCGUCAUGCUUAUGCUGCUACUCGGUCUCGAUUUCGGCGGCGUAACAUUUCCCUGGAGUAGUCCGACAGUCAUCUGUCUGAUUGUAUUUGGAGUGGUGAUGAUUGCCGUUCUCGUCGUGUCCGAGACGAAAAUCGCCGAGUACCCAAUCAUUCCGAUCUCGGUGUUCCGCAACUGGUCGAACGUUGCUGCGUUCGCGGUGACAUUCUGUCAGGGCUUGGUCUUCAUCGGUGGCGAGUUCUAUCUUCCCCUCUACUUCCAAAGCGUCAGGGGCGCCGAGCCCUUGCGAAGUGGUUUGCUUCUGAUUCCCCUGGCUCUCUCCGAAGCCGCGGCAGGUUGUUUCAGUGGCCUGCUGAUCCACCAGACUGGCCGAUAUCGCGAAAUGAUGUGGGUUGGGACGAUUCUCAUGACCCUCGGAUAUGGCCUUUUCAUCAUGUUCGACGCCACGACACCCAUCCGGGACAUAAUCGGGAUAGAGCUCAUCGCAGGUAUUGGAGCGGGUCUACUGUUUCAGCCGCCACUCGUCGCCGUGCAGGUAAUGGUCAGCCAAGCCGAUACAGCGACCGCGACAGCCACCGUCGGAACCGCUCGUAAUCUCGCCACCGCCAUCUCGGUCGUCCUAGGCGGCAUCAUCUUCCAAAACGGCAUGGAUUCUCGCAUUUCAUCCCUUCGCGCUGCUGGCCUCAACUCCACACUCAUCUCAGACUUCUCCGACGGCCAUGCUGCGGCGAACGUCGAGGUUAUCAAGCACAUCGCUGACGCGGCUCAGCAGAGGGCGGUCAAAGAUGCAUUCAGCUGGAGCUUACGCAAUGUCUGGAUCACGUACACUGUCGCCGCGGGUUUAGGGUUUGUAGUAAGCGUGUUUGUCAAGCAUCGCGAUCUGAGCAGCGAGCACACCGAGACGCGGACGGGGAUUGAGGAGAUGACGAAGAGGCCGCGGGUGGCGCCUGCUUCGGAUGAAGCGGCUGCGUUGUAGAUGGUGUAAAGCGAUU